Messenger RNA from Pangasianodon hypophthalmus (striped catfish), 1615 nucleotides. It is a transcript of the gene mal2, whose product is annotated as mal, T cell differentiation protein 2. The transcript is spliced from 5 exons. The record is from RefSeq and is a predicted model, not a curated record. Gene Ontology annotation, biological process: myelination. Gene Ontology annotation, molecular function: structural constituent of myelin sheath. NCBI's taxonomy places the organism in Eukaryota, Metazoa, Chordata, Actinopteri, Siluriformes, Pangasiidae. Gene Ontology annotation, cellular component: membrane. The coding region runs from base 149 to 733 and encodes 194 amino acids.
AACACAAUAUUGACCUGAGAGCCGUUCCAGUCUGAGGCUCCGUGUUAAUCAUUAACACACUGCCAGAUGAGAGAACACGGAGAACAUGAAGAACAUGAAGCACAUGAAGCACAGAGAAGGACAAUGAGCUUCUCCUGAAUAAUUAAACAUGGGCAGAGCUGUGAAAGAAAAGAGAGACAGACGGCAGAGCAGAACGAUGGCAGAAGCGACGAACCCGGCGGCCACCUCGUUCCCGGCUCCCACCAUCUCCCUGCCGCUGGGGCUGGACAUCAUCCGGACCUACUCCGGAGCUCUGAUCUGCAUGGAGAUUCUCUUCGGGGGUUUGGUUUGGAUUCUCGUGGCCUCCUCGAAUGUUCCCGUGCCACUGAUCCAGGGCUGGGUCAUGUUCGUGUCUGUCACUGCGUUCUGCUGCUCCUCGGUCUACCUCGCCCUCUUCCUGCUCGGCCUCGCAGACCGAAUCAACACCGACUGGAACUUCAUGGAUAUGAUGUACCACUUCGUUGCCCUGCUCUUCUAUUUCUCUGCGUUUGUGCUGGAGGCUGCGAUGACGUCCGGGGCGUAUAAGCAGCACGUGAACAGCACAGCGUGUGUCCUCAGACCCAGCACUAACAUCAUCACCUUCCUGGAUUUCAGACAGUACAGUAUUAAUGUAGCGGCUACGAUAUUUGCCUUCGUGGUGACCGUGUGCUACGGCUGCAGCAUGUUCAUGGGCUUUAAGCGAUGGAGGAAGUGACGAUGAGACGCCACCAUCACAGCGACGCUCCCUGAUCACACGUUUACUCCAAGUGUGUUAUCGUUAUCCACAACACACAACACACACACACACACACACACACACACACACACACACACACACAUGUGAGGAUUCUGGUCAUUUAACAUGGAAGUGUGUUUUUAGCCUCGCUGGAUUUAACUACAUGAACAUAUUUUAGUUCUGUAAAGCUGAGAUUUGUUCGAUGUUACAUCGGGAAACAUUUCUAUCACAAGUAUUACAUAAUCUGCAGAAAAGCUCGAUGGUGAAAUGUGCGGUUCGUGUACGGCUAUGUGCAAAAGUUUGCACCCCUUCAUGAUUUCUGGACCAAAAAACGUAAACUGUACAUCUAGUUUAUAUUUUAUCUACAAAACAAAAAGCAUAUAAUUUAAAAAUGGAAUUCAGGUGCAUCCUGAAAGACAAGACAAGAAUGUAAAAUAAUUAACAGAAUCUUUUUAUUAUUAUUAUUAUUAUUAUUAUUAUUAUUAUUAUUAUUAUUAUUAUUAUUAUUUCUUUCCAUUUAUAUCAUCUUUAAAAAGGGGUGUGUAAAUUUUUGAAGUGAUAUUUGAAUUUUUUUUACAAUUAAUAUCUAAACAUAUGCCACUUGCAUUUUUGUUACUUGUGAUAAUGAAGAAACUAAAUGUUAUCUCGCUAUAAAUUACAUUUCUUUAUCUUCUUCGUUUUGUGCUAAGGGCGUGCAAACUUUUGCACUCACACCCUGGAGAAUAUUUCAAUUAUAUAUAUAUUUUUUAGAUAAUUUCACUCUGGCUGUCCUGUCUACAUUUCUAAAUUGAAUCAAAUCUGUCUGUUCACUACUAACUCGUUAUUUUAUUGUUGUCUGAAUAAACAAGCGUUUUUAAAGAA